This is a messenger RNA of Oncorhynchus tshawytscha (Chinook salmon), 3136 nucleotides long. Its product is annotated as heterogeneous nuclear ribonucleoprotein Q. The transcript is spliced from 12 exons. Gene Ontology annotation, cellular component: ribonucleoprotein complex; CRD-mediated mRNA stability complex; nucleus. Lineage: Eukaryota; Metazoa; Chordata; Actinopteri; Salmoniformes; Salmonidae. Gene Ontology annotation, molecular function: mRNA 5'-UTR binding. Bases 171 to 1850 code for a protein of 559 amino acids. The record is from RefSeq and is a predicted model, not a curated record. Gene Ontology annotation, biological process: CRD-mediated mRNA stabilization.
ACAAAACUCGCAGCGUGAACGUGGCAGCCAUUUUACAUCCUCAAGAGUGAAUGAGUGGAGCCGAACUAGUGCCGGGAGUUGUACACUUUUCCUCUUGUAAUUAUCAAAAUUUCCUUCCGAAAUAAUCAACACCAUACAAGUUGGUGAUCCAUCGGCAGAUUUCUGGAGACAUGGCCACAGAACAUAUUAAUGGAAAUGGUCCAGAAGAACCAAUGGACACCACUGCUGCAGUUACCCAUUCUGAACACUUCCAGACUUUAUUAGAAGCUGGUUUACCACAGAAAGUUGCUGAAAAACUAGAUGAAAUUUACAUAGCAGGUUUGGUAUCGCACAGUGACCUAGAUGAUAGAGCGAUUGAGGCUCUGAAAGAGUUCAACGAAGAAGGUGCUCUGCAAGUUCUGUUGCAGUUCAAGGACAGCGACCUCUCACAUGUUCAGAACAAAAGUGCCUUUCUUUGUGGAGUUAUGAAGACAUAUAGACAGAGGGAGAAACAGGGUACCAAAGUCUCAGACUCCAAUAAAGGACCAGAUGAGGCCAAAAUCAAAGCCCUGCUGGAGAGAACUGGCUACACGCUCGAUGUAACAACAGGUCAGCGGAAGUAUGGAGGCCCCCCUCCAGAUUCUGCUCACACAGGGGCACAGCCCACAAUUGGUACAGAGAUUUUUGUUGGCAAGAUCCCUAGAGAUCUAUUUGAGGAUGAGCUGGUCCCUCUGUUUGAGAAAGCCGGCCCCAUUUGGGACCUGCGUCUGAUGAUGGACCCCCUCAGUGGCCUGAACAGAGGUUACGCCUUUGUCACUUUCUGCACUAAAGAGGCGGCGCAGGAGGCUGUCAAGCUGUGUAACAACAAUGAAAUUCGACCCGGCAAACACAUUGGUGUGUGCAUCUCUGUGGCCAAUAAUAGACUAUUCGUUGGCUCCAUCCCCAAGAGUAAAACAAAAGAGCAGAUUGUGGAAGAAUUUGCCAAAGUCACGGAGGGUCUUAACGAUGUCAUACUGUACCAUCAGCCAGAAGACAAGAAAAAGAACAGAGGCUUUUGCUUCUUGGAAUAUGAAGACCACAAAACUGCCGCUCAGGCCCGCCGCCGGCUGAUGAGUGGCAAGGUCAAGGUGUGGGCGAACGUGGUGACUGUGGAGUGGGCUGACCCCAUAGAAGACCCUGAUCCUGAGGUCAUGGCCAAGGUGAAAGUGCUGUUUGUCCGAAACCUUGCGAGCACUGUAACGGAGGAAAUACUUGAAAAGGCCUUCAGUCAUUUUGGCAAGUUGGAGCGGGUGAAGAAGCUGAAAGACUACGCCUUCAUCCACUUUGAGGAGAGAGACGGUGCAGUCAAGGCCUUGGCCGACCUGAAUGGGAAAGACCUGGAGGGAGAGCACAUUGAAAUAGUCUUUGCAAAGCCACCUGACCAGAAGAGGAAAGAACGCAAAGCCCAGAGACAAGCGGCUAAGACACAAAUGUAUGACGAUUACUAUUACUACGGCCCACCUCACAUGCCACCUCCCACAAGAGGCAGGGGACGAGGUGGCGGCCGAGGAGGCUACUCUUACCCCCAUGACUACUACGGCUAUGAAGAUUACUACGAUUACUAUGGCUACGACUACCACAACUACCGGGGUGGCUAUGAAGACCCCUACUACGGCUAUGAGGACUUCCAAGCUCCCAGCCGAGGACGAGGAGGGGCCCGAGGCGGAGCCCGUGGUGGUGCCACCCUAUCCUCCCGGGGCCGUGGAGCUGCCACGCCCAGGGGCAGAGUGGGUGGCUUUUCUCAGCGAGGUGGAAGUGGCCCUGGAUCGAGCAGAGGUGUGCAGGGGACCAAAGGGGCACUGGCAGGGAAAAGGGGUCGAGGCCGGUCCUGACCUGUCACUAUGAAGACUGACUUACUGUGUUGGGUUACACCAGAAGCUGCAAUGGAUACGGAUGGAAAAGUCAGCAAAAUGGUCCAAUAUUCCAGCCUUACAGAAGCAUCUCCCCCAAACUGCCACCUAAACAAUCAGCGGAUUAUUUAGAAAAACUUGCCUCCCCCUGUAUGCCCACACCCCCCAAAAAAUGCCAUUUUAAAUAAUUAUUGAAGAAUUUGCACUUUUUAAGUUUCUUAGUUUGAAGUGGCUCAAAGGAGCUUGAUGCUAUUGUAUAUUUUUGUGCUAAUCACAAUUUUUAUUGUUGGAAUAUCCCUGUUAAUCUUAAUUGUUUGAUUUGGAUGUUUGAAGAGAACAUUUGCAGGUUUUAGGUGUAACCAGCUGGCAUGGAUAAGUCAGGCAUUCCAGGAAAGUGGUUCUUUUCAGAACUUGUCUUUUUUAAAGGGUUGGUUAACUACCUCAGUACAGAGGAUUAAACUACCCGGCCUGUACUGUAAAUAGGGAAACUAUAUUGAUGAAAGCAGGGCUUGUUUCCUACAAAAUAUGCACAAGAGCAGCAGCACAACCGAAAGGACUUGCUGCAGCUCUGACAUGGCAAACAGUCAAACUGGGCAUGCAAAAAUAAUCUCAUAUGAUGAGACUGAACAAGCCCUGCUUUUAUCCUAUUUUGAACUGAAUAAGCCACCUUGCUUCUUCAGAUUAUUGUAGUUACUGGUUGUAUAGUUUGGAAAAUGUUACUUUUGUAAAGGCUUGAACAUCAACAAGGGUGUCAACUGCCUUUGAAAAAGCCCUGCAGUGUCCCUUUGCCACUCCCAAUUAUUUUUUAUUGUUUUUAGAAUAGAUCAGAAUUAUGUUCAGUACCAUCCCCUUUACUGUAAAAUAAAUAUCCCAAUCAUGUGACAUCUUGAAUGAUCCCUCUAACUCUAAGCCAGCUACUAUGUAAUCAAGUCUUUUGAUUAAAAAGGAAUUGCCAUACUGCCCAGCCAGCGAGCAUGUGUGCCUGUAGCUGUUUCGAAGGGGAUCGUGAUCAUACAGUGGUAAAAGGGAUACUGCAGCUGUUAUUCGUAUUCCAUGUAUAGCGAAAAGGAGACUGAACUAUUCAUCCGGUUUUGUACACUGUUAACUCCCUCAAUAAAAUAAUUACAACCACCUUUUGAAAAAAUGUUAGCAGUUUUAAACUAUUGUUGGUGGCCAACCACGUUUUUGCAUUCCUGCAAAUAAAUUGUUUUAUACUGUAAAAUGGAGGUGAGUGUAACUUAUUUUUGUAAUAAAGUUUUUGAUUUCUA